UCGAAAGGUAAGACUAAAGACCAUAUCUUCCAUUAUAAACUUUUUCUUUUCAUGAAACCCUUUUAUCUUACCCAUUAUCAUUUCUUAUAUGAACGUUGGACAGACACUCUAAAAGAUAAGGUAGAUUCAGAAACACUAAAAAUUUCAAAGUUUAUUUGGGGAAGAUGGGGAAUAGGGGGAUAUCAUGGGAGUCAGAUUAUGCGAGGCAGGUCAUUUUAGUUUAUAAGACUAUUUGUAUUUAAAGCCAGCUUUUAUUUUCAGAAAAGUUUUUUUUUUUCAAAUUUAAUUUGCGUUUCUCCCUUUUCAAGGUAUACACUUUCAUAGACUAAUAAUCGCUUUUUCAUAUCUUCUAGGUAUCAAGGCAUUCGAAUGGGGCUACCAUGCAGAGUCUGGACCCAGUUAUUGGUCAGCUCACUACCCUGUCUGCGGAGGAUCAUCGCAGUCUCCCGUCAAUAUCCUGACCUCUGAAGUGAAGAGUGACGCGCCUUUUCCUCCAUUUACCUUCAGUAAUUACGACGCUGUGCCCACGGGAAUGACACUCAUCAAUAAUGGACAUACAGCCCAAUUGUCGGCCACAAUGACGUCACCAGCGACCAUCAAAGCUGGCGGCCUCAUGGACGAGUACACCUUCCUCCAGUUCCACUUCCACUGGGGAAGUGACGACACCGUAGGAUCAGAGCACACUGUUAACGGACACGAGUACCCAGCUGAGCUCCACCUGGUGCACUACAACAGCAAGUAUGGCAGCGCAGCGGAGGCUUUGCAACACAGCGACGGUCUGGCUGUGUUGGGCAUCUUCUUGGAAAUCGGAGACAACAAUGCCAAGCUCCAGCACAUCAUAGACGGCCUUGCUAACAUCAAGAAUGCUGAUGCCCAGGCGAGCAUCACGCCCUUCGCCUUACAGGACCUUCUCCCAAGCAACGUCAAAGACUUCUACCGCUACUCAGGAAGUCUCACAACUCCCACCUGUAACGAGAUCGUGGCCUGGACCGUCUUCAAGGAAGCCAUUAAGAUUUCCUCUGCUCAGAUGGGUGUUUUCCGCCAACUGAUGGACUCGCAUGGAGCGCCAAUGGUCGACAACUACCGACCUGUGCAAUCACUUAAUGACCGUUGGGUGUUUGACGGAGUGUUAAAGGAAUUCCACUGGGGUUACGAAGGGUCAUCCGGACCUAAAUACUGGCCAGACUACUACAAGCCCUGUGGAGGAACAUCGCAGUCUCCCGUCAACAUCGUCACCGCAGAGGUCAAGAGCGACACGCCUUUUGCUCCCUUCACAUUCAGCCGCUACGAUGCCGUCCCCACCGGAAUGACUCUCAUCAACAACGGACACACUGCUCAGUUAAUGGCCGAGAUGUCGCCAGCAGCAGCCAUCAAAAAUGGCGGACUUCUUGACGAGUACACCUUCCUCCAGUUCCAUUUCCACUGGGGAAGCGACGACACCAAAGGAUCCGAACACACUGUUGACAGUAAAGAGUACCCGGCUGAGCUCCACUUGGUGCACUACAACAAGAAGUACGGAAACGUCGUUGAGGCCCUGAAACACAGCGAUGGUCUGGCGGUCUUGGGCAUCUUCUUGGAAAUCGGAGCCGCUAACGCCAAACUGCAACACAUCAUUGAUGGCCUAGCAAACAUCAAAGCUGCUGAUGCCCAGGCAAGCAUCACGCCCUUCGCCUUACAGGACCUUCUCCCAAGCAACGUCAAAGACUUCUACCGCUACUCAGGAAGUCUCACAACUCCCACCUGUAACGAGAUCGUGACCUGGACCGUCUUCAAGGAAGCCAUUAAGAUUUCCUCUGCUCAGAUGGCUGCUUUCCGGAUGCUGGUGGACUCGCACGGAGCAGCAAUGGUUAACAACUACAGGCCUGUGCAACCACUCAAUGCUCGUUGGGUUUAUGACGGAGAAAGGAAAGCCUUCGAGUGGGGCUAUAAAGGGGAGAGUGCACCAGUUCAUUGGCCAGACUAUUACAAGCCAUGCGCAGGGUUAUCGCAGUCACCUAUUGACAUCGUCACCAACAAGGCAAUGGCUGAAAAAGCAUGGACUCCAUUUACGUUUGACUACUACAACAGUGUGCCCUCAGCAAUGAACUUAAUCAACAAUGGACAUACGGCUCAAGUCACAGCGUCGAUGCACCAUUCAGCAACCAUCAAAGAUGGCGGUCUCCAUAACGAGUACGCCUUCCUCCAACUCCAUUUCCAUUGGGGAGGUGUCGACACCCAGGGAUCAGAACACACAAUUGAUGGGAAAAAAUAUCCCGCUGAGCUCCAUCUGGUCCACUACAACACCAAGUAUGGAAAUGUCCUGGAAGCCUUGAAAUACGACGACGGUCUGGCAGUGUUGGGGAUUCUCAUGGAAAUCGGAUCUUCAAAUAACAAGCUCCAGCACAUCAUUGAUGGCCUCGCUAAGGUCAAGCACGCUGAUGAACAGACAAGCAUCACGCCAUUCGCCUUGAAGGACCUUCUGCCCAGCAAUGUCAACGACUUCUACCGCUACUCAGGAAGUCUCACCACUCCAACCUGUAAUGAGAUCGUCACCUGGACCGUAUUCAAAGAAGCCAUCAAAGUUUCCUCUCAGCAGAUGACUGCCUUCCGGGAGCUAUUGGAUCAUCAUGAUCUGAAUAUUGUCGACAACUACCGGCCAGUGCAGUCCCUCAAUGAUCGUAUGGUUCAAAAGGGACACGUAGAAUUCCACUGGUGCUACGAAGGGGACUGCGGACCUAAGAAGUGGGCACAUCAUUAUCCAGUGUGCGGAGGAUCGUCACAAUCCCCCGUCAAUAUUGACACUCAUUUAGUGGCCAGUGGCACAUCCCAUCCAUUCACCUUCAGUCACUACGACAGCCUGCCUACUAAAAUGACCCUCAUCAACAACGGACACUCAGCACAAGUGACAGCCGAGAUGGCAACACCAGCAACCAUAAAAGAUGGCGGCCUCUCUGACGAGUACACUUUCCUCCAGUUCCAUCUCCACUGGGGAGGCGAAGACAGCCGGGGAUCCGAACACACUAUUGAUGGCCAAAUGUACCCAGCUGAGCUCCACCUGGUCCACUACAACAGCAAGUAUGGCAGCGCAGCCGAAGCCUUGACUCACAGCGACGGUUUGGCUGUGUUGGGUAUCUUCCUGGAAAUGGGAUCAGAGAACACCAGGCUCACCCCUAUUAUUGAUGGACUCGCUAAUAUUAAAGAUAAAGAUGCCCAGACGAACAUCACACCGUUCAAGCUUCAGGACCUUCUUCCAAUCAACCUUGAUGCCUUUUACCGUUACUCUGGAAGUCUAACGACUCCGACUUGUAACGAGAUCGUUACGUGGACCGUCUUCAAACACGCGAUUAAGAUAUCUAUUGCUCAGCUGAGGGCCUUCCGGAAGCUGCUAGACUCACAUGGCAAUCCCAUCGUUGAUAACUACCGUCCUGUGCAGCCAAUUCACGGACGUUCGAUCUCUGAUGGAGUGGUAGAUGGAGCAUUCCACUGGGGUUAUGAAGGAACAUCUGGACCAUCAUAUUGGAAAGACCAUUACCCACUCUGUGGAAGCAGUUCUCAAUCUCCAAUUGAUAUAGUUACUGGAUCUGCCGUUGGAACCUUCAUCUGGACUCCUUUCACCUUCAUCAAUUACCAAGUCGUUCCUACUAGCAUGACUAUUUUAAAUAAUGGUCACACAGCCCAAGUGUCUGCUGUAAUGGCCUCUCCUGCCAGGAUUAUGGGAGCUGAUUUGCCAGGAGAAUACACUUUCCUACAGUACCACUUCCACUGGGGAAGUGAUAAUACCAAAGGCUCUGAACAUCUUGUCAAUGGAAACAGUUAUCCCUGUGAACUCCAUUUGGUGCACUACAAGACUGAAUACGGAAGUGCAGCCGAAGCCAUAAAGCACAGCGAUGGCCUCGCAGUGUUGGGAGUCUUCAUGCAAAUCGCACCUACAGACAAUCCUAACCUGACUCCAGUACUUGAUGGACUUAGCUCGAUCCAAACAGCUGGCACGGAACACAGCAUCACUCCCACUGCUCUAGCAAACCUGCUGCCAUUCUCCACCGAAGGAUUCUACCGCUACAAGGGAUCUCUCACGACCCCUACCUGCAACGAGAUCGUCACCUGGACCGUUUUCAAGCAGCCAAUCACUGUCUCCGCCGCUCAGAUGGUCAAAUUCCGGCAACUUUACGAUGAUAAAGGACACCAUAUUCUUGACAAUUACCGCCCUGUGCAGCCUCUCAAUGGUAGAACGGUUUACGCGGGUCUUACAUUACCUCACUGGUCUUACACCGACAAGAACGGACCCGAGGAAUGGGCAAGUGCCUUCCCGCUGUGCGGGGGCACGAGUCAGUCGCCCAUUGACAUCAUCACUUCUGGGGCUACAGCUGCUAACAGCAGUUGGUCUCCCUUCGCCUUCUCCAACUACAAUGUCGUCCCUGGCAACAUGACGAUCCUCAACAAUGGACACACUGCGCAAGUGACAGCAGAUAUGACCUCUGCAGCUACAGUUCAGGAAGGAGGCCUGGCUGGCAAUUACACAUUCGCCCAGUUCCAUUUCCACUGGGGAAGCAACGACACUGUUGGGUCAGAACAUCUCGUUGAUGGUAAAAGUUAUCCACUCGAGCUCCAUCUGGUGCACUUCAAAACCUCGUACGGAAGCUUAGCAGAGGCGCUUAAGCAUGCUGAUGGUUUGGCUGUUUUGGGAAUUUUCUUCAAAAUCGACGGGAGUGACAACCCGAAGCUCAGCAGCGUCAUCUCAGGGCUGGAGAAGGUUCACACUUCAGGUUCUUCCGACCACAUAGCAGCAUUCGCUUUGGGUGAUCUUCUUCCGGCCAACGUUGGCAAGUUCUACAGGUACUCUGGCUCUCUGACCACUCCUACCUGUAAUGAAAUCGUUACCUGGACUGUAUUCGAAGAAGCUGUUACAAUCUCAUCAGCUCAGUUGGCAAAAUUCCGUGAGUUGAAAGACAGCGAAGGUCAUGAGAUUGUCAACAACUUCCGUCCUGUACAAGACCUGAAUGGUAGAGAGGUUUCUAGAGCGAACCUGGCCUAAGCAAAGACGAAAGAUGAAGAACCUCAGCAGAUGGAUUUGGACUGGAUUCUCUUCUUAACCACCGAACUCAAGGAUAUAUAUCUACCUAAAUCAAGGACAUCCUUUAUUGUUAAUUUGACUUUGGCAUGACUUUCCCUAUUAUUUCCGAUUCUUCAUCUAACCUUUUUUAUGCGGAGCAUUGUUAUAAAUGGGGAGUCUUGGGAGAUCUUCAGGUCCUUAUAUCUCGCAUUUAGUCUUCCUAAAGAGAAGGUAACAGUUCCUUGCUUUUGUGUAUGUAUUUUUUUUUUCUGUAAGCGGAUCAUCUCUCUGAUACAUUUCGCUUGAAUGUCUUCAUUAUUUUUAUGAAUAUCAGUCCCAAAGGCAUCACUAACAAAGAGGUGUUCCUUGUACAGUUUUGUUGUUGUUCUUAAUUAAGUCUUUAACACGUAAGAUUGUUAUUUAUAGUUGAUAAUGCUUGUUUGUUUAACUCGAGAAUGAGUUUUAAGUUUGAUUGCUGUGACUACAUGCAUAUUACUACUAAAUGGUUUAUUUUAUAUUCAACGCACUCCAGGGAAUAAAGAUUUCACUGAGAAAUCGUUGUACCUGUAUUUCAAUUUACAUUAAAACUGGCACUGCA
Molecule: messenger RNA, 5627 nt
Organism: Macrobrachium nipponense
Lineage: Eukaryota; Metazoa; Arthropoda; Malacostraca; Decapoda; Palaemonidae
Exons: 37
Coding region: 533-5011 (1492 amino acids)
Biological process (GO): one-carbon metabolic process
Cellular component (GO): plasma membrane
Molecular function (GO): zinc ion binding; carbonate dehydratase activity
Source: RefSeq, a predicted model, not a curated record